UGAAGAAAGCAGAAGCAAGAAUUACGAGGAAAGAUUAUGGUUAGAAAAAAGCGGAAGAAAUGAAACAAAAAUUGGAAAACGGUGAGAGCGAAGAGAGAAAAAAGAAUGAUGGCGGCAAAUUUGGAACGUUUACCACUCCGAUGGGAAAGUAACAGGAAAUACGGGCACUUGGGAACUCUCAAACAUAAGCAGAUGUAAAAACAUUCAGUAUUUGCGAAAUUAUCCUGGAGUUGAAGGCGUGUGGUGAUUUCGGGAUAUUUUCAGCUCUAAGGUCAGUCGGUGCCAGCUUACCACUUUUCGGCGCCUUUUUGGAGCGAAAGUUACAACACUUCUUCAAUAUUCUCAGACAGCAGUUUCUUUCAUUGAGAUGGAUUUUCGCCUUUCCAGCUCUGACCGAUUGACAAGCAGCGACUGUUUGAAUUCCGUGCUUUAGCGUCUUAGGACCGUUUAUCAAAUAUUGUUUCUUUUUAGAAUAGUGAAAGUGCUUAAAUGCGUCUAUAUUGAUGUAAUCUGCAGGUGAUCUGUUGCCGACUUUUUUGUUGUGAUCAUUGUGAUGAUUUUUGCAAGUAAUUUAGUUUGAAUAUUUUGGCCUAUUAGAACAAAACUGGAGUGAAAGAUCGGCAAGGAUACCUUAUCCUUGAUGGCAAAUAUAAAUUUGUAAAAGAGUGACGGAUUAAAUAAGUGAAUUAUUCGAAUACUUGGAUCUGAUAAAAUAAAGCCAAUGUUUCUGGAUUUUUAUCAUUGCUCCUAUUAAACCAAACAAUUUAAUUUUAUGGAACAAAAUCUUACACUUCUGUUUUAAUACCUUAGUCUUCAUUAGAAGUACUUUGAACAGUGAAUGUUUUAUUGAAGAUGGAACUGAUAAUUAAUUAACCUGUUUGAAGGAUCACCUAAUUCAAGGCUAAAAACAUUAAAUACAGUGCUUUUUAAAUAAUUUUAAAGGCUUAUAAUAUAUAGAAAGUGCUUAUUAAUUUUUGAAGGAAGCUCUUGUCAUCACCAUCGAUGUGAUUCAUUGCAUUUUAUUGUUAACAAAUCUAUUUGUAAAAUACGUAUUCUACUUUAGCUGUAGACACUGUUUAUUGCAGCAUAUUCUGAAGGAUGAGUUGGUACAGAAGAGCAAGUGCUCCUUGUCUCAAAGGGGGAGGCAGGCGUAGAAGCAGUGGCGCAUUUUUAUCUGCAACUGCAAGACGAUGCAGCAUUGCAGCUUCUAAUAGAAUUCGAUCUGGAUCUAAAGGUUAUGUUGGUGAAGAUGACAUCGAACUCUUUUUGCCGCCUCUUGAAGAAAUGCCUGAAAUCAAAGGAUAUGAAGAAGCAACCUUUGAACUAUGCUCUGUUCCCCCACCUGUUGUUUUAACUCCAGCCGAUUCCUUAGAAGAAGCCGGAGACUUGAAACCAUUCACAGAAUUGCCCCGUUUGUCUAAGAGUGAAGUUCGCAGCAUCAUGAUACGGUACGCAGACUCAAAAUGUGCAUUCGACAAAAACGCGCCAAGAGACAUGGACAUAAUCAACAUCGAUUACAGGCCGGGCUACAAAUACACUCUGGAGAGCUUCACCGAAAUGCGUCAAGUAUCUUGGAGUUUCGAACCCUACACGGGUGGGCCUCUAGACGAAGUGAAUGAAUCCGAUCCUCCUCCUGAACCUUGGGAUAUUGAAUGUCCUUUGCCCAAACCUUUCCAAGUACAUUCCAUGACUAUAGAUAUUCCACACACCGACGUCUUGAUGACGUGUCACGUAUGCGGUGGUAUUGGAAGCAAAAGGUGCACGGCCUGCUCUGCUGCAGGAUGGGAAAGAUGCUCUCUUUGUCUUGGUGAUGGACACAAAGUAUCCUUACAAGGGUACAGAGAGCGUUGCUAUCGGUGUCUGGGCACUGGAAGAAAAAAAUGUUGGAAAUGCAAUGGAGAAACAAUAGCGGUUUGCUUAACAUGCAGCGGGACUGGACAAAUUCGUUGCUUCAUAAACAUCACAAUAUCGUGGUCGAAUCACAUGGACAGCGAUAUUUUGGAACCUUCAGACGCUUUGGCUGUCAGUGAAAAACUGGAAUAUGCUAAUGGAUAUUUAGUUUUCCAGGAUGAAAAACCAUCGAUUCCAUCUGUGAAUUUUCCUGUGAAAGACUUGCAAAUGAUUGCUACAGCGAUUCUCGAAAAACAUCGAAACAUUUCGUUUUCAGAAAAACUACUUUUACAAAGGCAUGGCGUGUGGGCUAUUCCAGUAAAUAAAGUGACAUACGAGUGGAAACAAAGGCAAGACGUAUUCUUCAUUUACGGUACCAAAAACGAAGUAUAUGCACCGGAUUUUCCAGAGAGCCUGUGCUGCUGUUGUGCCAUAUCAUAACAAAACGUUAAGACUGCAUGGCCUUAAGUGAACCUCCCAGGAUACUUCUCCCUCUUUUAUAAACUAUAAUCUAUUAAUAAUACAUUAUCUAAUUUAUAGUCACCCUAAAUGCAUUUGGAUGCAUUGAAAACCUUCUGUAAUAUUUUAUUUGCCACACAUAUUUCAGUAUGAUUUUUAAGAUAAAACACAGUGUUUGAGCUUUUUAAUUUAUAUGAAUUUAAAAAAAAAAGCCACGAAGAUUUUUUUAAA
Argiope bruennichi is the source of this 2580-nucleotide messenger RNA. Its product is annotated as protein SSUH2 homolog. Lineage: Eukaryota; Metazoa; Arthropoda; Arachnida; Araneae; Araneidae. The record is from RefSeq and is a predicted model, not a curated record. Bases 1099 to 2331 code for a protein of 410 amino acids. The transcript is spliced from 11 exons.